CGCAACAUCCACUGUUCCAGAUCUCCAAAACCCGAUACCACAUCCAACUACCGCCAGUGCAACGACAUCUAUCAGCAUAGAAAUCCAUGGGCCAACUGCAACUGCUUCGAUGCCUCCUAGAGCCAUUGCCGCAUUGCCCUUUACUUCUGUGAAAAGACCAGACAGUGGAGCUUUGAGGAAGCAUAUUGAGAAGCUUUCGGGCGAUGAAAAAGAAGCCUUUCUAAGAGCUAGUAAAGAGAUCACGGAGAGCACCCUCUUACACAAUAUCAAAACCUUAGACGACGCUCACAAGGAUUCAUCGAAGCUUCGGAAACAUGCAGAACCUCUAGCUAAGUUCCUUAAUCUCCUGGAUCGGUUCCUCGGUGGGGUUACGAUUGGUAUACAACAGAGCCCAGACAUCUCAUCGCUUGUUAUCGGCGGUGUUCGCCUGGUAAUCGAUCUCGCCAGGAAUUUUGUUUCCUUCUUUGAUAGGCUGUCGGAAAUGCUUUAUCAGUUUAGCGAUUUCUUGGGUCCUCUCGCAGAAUAUGCAAAGUCUGCAGGAGAGAAUCCGUUAAUCCGAGACGCCCUUUCGGCCAUAUAUGGGGACAUACUGGAGUUCUUUGGGCACGCAAGGUGUGUUUUUAUCGAU
Aplosporella prunicola CBS 121167 is the source of this 628-nucleotide messenger RNA. RefSeq lists its product as uncharacterized. The record is from RefSeq and is a predicted model, not a curated record. NCBI's taxonomy places the organism in Eukaryota, Fungi, Ascomycota, Dothideomycetes, Botryosphaeriales, Aplosporellaceae. The annotation marks the transcript as partial. The transcript has a single exon.